Messenger RNA from Indicator indicator, 1818 nucleotides. It is a transcript of the gene SOWAHB, whose product is annotated as sosondowah ankyrin repeat domain family member B. Lineage: Eukaryota; Metazoa; Chordata; Aves; Piciformes; Indicatoridae. The coding region runs from base 1 to 1818 and encodes 605 amino acids. The record is from RefSeq and is a predicted model, not a curated record. Gene Ontology annotation, molecular function: protein binding. The transcript has 2 exons.
AUGGCGCGGGAGUUGAGCCAAGAGGCCGUGCUGGACUUCCUCUGGGGAGCCGGUGGCCGAGCCCCCAACACGGCGCUACUCCGCCACUUUCAGCGCUUCCUCCGCGACCCGGCGCUGACGGAGCAGCAGCGGCAGGAGCGCCGCGAGUACUUCAAGAGCCUCGUCAAUUCCCUGGCCACCGUCCGGCCCGCCGCCGCCCCCGGCGCCUCCAAGGACAUCGUCCUUCGCCGCAGGUACCGCGACCUCCUCGAUGAGGAGCUGCCGCCGCCGGAGGAGCAGGAGCAGCGGGAGAAAGAGAAGGACCCGCCGCCGCCCCCGCGACACGACCCCGACCGGCGGCGCGGCCCCUGCGGGGAGGCGGGGGAAAAGCGGCGGCCCGGUGGAGGGCAGCCCCCGGGGGCCGCCGUCGCGGGGGGCUGCUCUGCCCGGGGCCGCGGCGGACCCUGCUGCGAGUGCCGCCGGGCGCUCCGCGCUGCUGCUGCUGCCGCGCCGCCCCCAGGAGCGCCUGCCCCUGCCGUGCCGCCGCACUCCCGCUCCCAGCCGCCUCCCCCUGCUCAGCCGCCCCCGUACCGGACCCGGCCGCUGUCCUCGGGCCCCUGGGCGCUGCAUCCCGACGGACCACCGCGCUCCCGGCCCCCGGCGCUGCCGUCGGGUUCUGGGGAGCUAACCCCCAUCAGGCCGUCCCGGUGCCGAUCGCCGCCGCCGCCGCCCGCCGGGCCGCCCCCAUACCAGACCCUGCAGCAGCCCGUGGUUAGACCGUCUCAGUCCCCGUCCCCCCCGCUGCUUCCUGCCGGGUCAGCCCCGUUCCGGUCCUUGCCACCUAGAGAGCCACCGCCUACCCAGUCCCUGCCACUGCCACCGGGACCCGGGGUGCUGCCUCCCGGCAGGCUGCUGCAGCCCCGGUCUCCGCCACAGCCUCCUGCCGGGACGCCCCUGCCUAAGGCCCCCUCACCCUCAGGUGACCCAGGGGAGCAGCCCACCAUCCGGCCACUCCAGUUCUCACUGCUGCCAUGGGACCCCAGGGUAGUAUCCCCCACCAAGCCACCCCCAUCCCGGUCCCUACAGCCACCCCUCGCUGAGCCGCCUCCAUUCCGCUCUCGGCCGUUGCUGUCCGCCCCGGGGGUGCUGCCCCUGUCCCGGUCUCUGCAGGCACUACCCUCCAGCUCCUCUCCACCCCCACCGCUGUUCCCAGACAACUGCAGGCGGCAGCCCCGCACCAUGCCCUCCAAGAGCUCCCCAAGGAACACCGCAGGCCGGAGGCUGUCGGUGCCACUGGGGCAGCGGGAGCACGCCUGGCUUGUGGCAGUGUCAGAGGGGCGCUGGGCUCGGGUGCGGGGACUCUUCCUGGAGGAGCCAGAGCUGGCCCUGCAGCGAGACUUCAUGUCAGGUUUCACUGUCCUGCACUGGUUGGCCAAGCACGGCGACGGGCCGGGCCUGCAGGAGCUGGCAGUGGCGGCACGGCAGGCGGGGCUGGCCCUGGACGUGGAUGCCCGCUCGGGCUGUGGCUACACUCCGCUGCACCUGGCUGCCAUCCACGGCCACCAGCUCGUCAUCAAGGUGCUGGUGCUGCAAUUGGGGUGCCAGGUGCAGAUACGGGACAGCAGCGGGCGUCAGCCCUGGGAGUACCUGGGCAGCUCUACCUCAGGGGAGAUCUGGCAGCUCCUGGAGGCACCUCGAGGGACAAUCAUGUUCCCCACGCAGCCCCUGGCCCACAGUGUGUCCUCUGACAGCAAGGUCUCGCUGUCUGCUGGCAGGGCAGCGCUUCCUGCCUGCCUCAGGCCACAGCACGGCCACCAAACCAGCGGCAAGAGUAACUGA